CUUCUUUCCUCUCUCUUAAGAGAGGUUUUCCAGUUCAAACGAGAGAUUGAGGGAGAGAACAGUCCUGAUCGUUCACGCCUCUCCUUCAUCAUUCUCUCUUCAAACAAAACCCUAAUUACUCUUCCCUUUCUUUUUAAAACCCGUAGAUUAACUUUCCAUCACGGAAGGAAGCCAUCUCCUCGCCCGAUUUCGCUCUCUCUGCUCCGAUCCUUCUCUCCUCGACGGAAUUUCUGCAUUCUAGGUUUUGGUGUUCAUUUUGCAGCUUCCAGAAUGAUCUAAGCCGUUAAUUCCCCGGAACGGAUUCCUUUUUUGCUUCCUUUGAUCUCCCUCCCGUUCGAUCUGGUUUGAUCCAAAUGACGGCCGACACGAACGACUGCAAUGGUGUUUUGGAUGGAUCGAAUGUCGAAUUCGAUGGGAAGAGUGGUUUGAAUUCGAGUCCAUGUCGCGAUCUGUCGAAUGCCACUGGCGACUCCAACUGCAUUGUGAGCGGUAAGGACGGGGAGGUGAUCGUGGAGCGGAAAGACGAUCUCUACAGCUCUUAUGUUCUCGUCGACGGAGGAUCUGGCGAUCCUGUGGAACGCGAUCUCAACAUUGCAGAUCCGAAGGAAGAUGCAGAAAAGAAGCCCAUCAUAGGGGAAAACACUGUACUGGAACCGAAUGCCAGUUCCCCGAUUGAGGAUUUGAAGGUUGACUCUGAAGAAUUGAAGGAGGAAAAGGAAGAAAAUGGGGAAUGCUGUGAAGAGAAUUGUUGUGAUGUCGAUCAGAGUGGGGUCCUCGCUGAUGGUUUGGAUGGCAAACUGAAUAUAGAUGAAAAGGUGACUAAUGACGAAGAUGAACAGAAACUGGAACCUUCUAUGGAGGCAGAAGCAAAUACGGAAUCUGAAAUUACAGCCACUGAAGCCGUUGAAUCCGAAUUGCAUCAGCUUGAGAAUGGGCAUGAGACGGAGACAUCAAAUGCAUCCAAUGAGUUUCCAACCAGGGGAGCCGCUGGGGACCUUGGUGUGGAGCUGGAUAUGAACUUGGAAACUGAUAUGCGUUGUAUAGAUGAUUCAGAACUGCAAAUUCAGAGGUCUGAAGUUGUGGUAUCAGAGGUGGCAUCCGAAUCUGGUCAGCCUGAGAACAGACAUGAGACAGAGACAUCAAAUGCAGCCAAUGAGAUUCCUGCUGGGGGACCCACGGGGGACCUUGGUAUGGAGUCGGAUGUGAAUUUGGAACUGCAAGUUGAGGAGUCUAAAGCAAUGGUAUCAGAGGUGGAAUCUGAAUUGCAUCUGCUUGGGAAUGGAAAGGAGACAGAGAUUUCAAACGUGGCUAAUGAGAUUCCCAUGAAGGGUCCCACGGGGGACAUUGAGAUGGAGGUGGAAGUGAAUUUGGAAAGCGUUACUCGUUUUGUAGAUGAUUCUGAACUAAAAAUUCAGGAGUCUCAAGUUGUGGCCUCAGAGGUGGAAUCUGAAUUGCAUCUGCUUGAGAAUGGAAAGGAGGCAGAAACUUCAAAUGUGGCUAAUGAAAUUCCCAUGGAUGGUCCCUCAGAGGACCUUGAGAUGGAGCCACAUGUGAUGGUGGAAACUGAUACUCGUCCAAUAGAUGAUUCUGAAUUAGAGAAGGAAGUUAGAAAUGGCUCUGCUGAUAGCUCUGUUUUAGAGAAAGAAGUUAGAGAUUGUGCUGACGAAGGUGGAGAAUUGGAGGUAGGAGAAGGAGCUGCCUCUGUUGAAGGUGGAGAAUUGGAGGUAGGUGAUAGAGCUGCCUCCGUCGAAGGCAGCAGUGUAGAAACCGGGGUCCUAACUGUUUCUGUUGAAAGCAGCAAACUAGAAACUGAAGUUAGAAAUGAGCCUCUUGAAUCCGAAGAACAUAGCAUGCCUGAUUGUGAUGUUGAUGUUAUUAAAGAAGAAGUAGAAAUUAGAAAUGGCUCCAUUGAAAGCAGUGAAAGAACAAUUUCUUGUCCUGUUGAUGAUCUGAGACAAGACUCUGGAGCUACGAAUGGUUCUCUUGAAAGCAGCCAAAGUGAGCCUGCUUGUUCUGUUGAUGAAACAGAACAAGUGCCUGAAGUUGGAAAUGGUCCUGCUGAAAAUGGGAAAACCGUGCAUACAGUGAAAGCUUACAUUAGUAAUACAAGCUCAGAAACUGUUGUUUCAAAUUUCUCUGUUGGAAAUUGUGAAAGCUCCCUGUCUUGUCCUGUGGAUGAUAAAUCAGAAGCUGAAGUGAGAAAUGGCCAUGCUGAAAGCGAUGAGGGCCUGCCUAUUUGCUCUGCUGAUGAUUCAAAAUCAGAAACCGAAGAUGGAAAUGGCUUCGCUCGGAGUGCUGAAAAUAUGCCUCCUUGUCCUGUUGAUGAGGAAUCAGAAGUACAAGUUAGAAAGGACCUCCUCGAAAGCACUGAGGACGUCCCUGCCUGCCAUGUUGGUGACAGGGAAUUAAAGUCUGAGGCUAUGGAUAGCUCAGCUGAAAUCUUCGAAAGUGCACCCAAGUGCUCACAGGAUGUGGCUGAUGUUGACAGUGAAGAUCAGUCCAUGAAUAGAGAUGAUGGUGAAAAACCCAUUUCCGAGGUUGAGGACAUCAAAGCGAUUGCCUCAAAUGGCGAGAAAGCCAUUUCUGAGGAGGUUGAGGACAUCAAAGCGAUUGCCUCAAAUGGCGAGAAAGCCAUUUCUGAGGAGGUCGAGGACGUUGAAGCAAUUCCCUCAAAUGAGUCCUUGCCAUCUUCCCAGGAAGAUUCUACUGCUGCUUUGGAGGGACCGAAGGUGGAUGCAGAGGUGGGGAAGAGGCUACCCAUUUUCAUGAUUAGAAUCCCAAGAUAUGUUGAUGAAAAUAUCAGCUUGCAGAUUGAUAUUGCUGCGCGGGAAGUUGACAAGAGGACUCAGCAUAGGGAUUCUAUAAAAGACGCUAGAAAGUUGAAGAAGGUUACUUGUAAUGAAUAUAAGGAAAUCUUUGAAGCUGCAAAAUUAGAAGAAAAGGCUGCACGUGAUGCAGUUACAGCCAAACGGCGGGAAAUGGACGCCCUCCAGUUGAUGAUUAACAGAAUGAAGACUGCAACUUCCAUAGAGGAGAUUGAUGAAAAGAUACAUAAUAUGGAACAUAGGAUAGAGCAUGAAACUGUGCCUUUGAAAGAAGAAAAACAAUUAAUACGUGAGAUCAAGCAAUUGAAGCAAGCCCGUGAGAUCAAGCAAUUGCAAGUUGCUGAUAUGGUUCAGCAGGCCGAACUUCAGGAGGCGUUUAACCAAAGAGACAGCAUUGAAAAGCGUCUUAAGCUUAUGAAACAGGAAUUGGAUUCACUAAGAAGUGAGGUUUCACGAACUGAAUGCAUUACCAAAGCUGCUAAGCAGAAAUUCUAUGAUGAAUAUAAAAGUCUAGAUGAAUUGCAAGCUAAGUUUAAAGAUGCGGAUGUUCUUCGUCAAGAAGCAUAUGACCAUUUAGUGGAACUGAAGAAACAAUUGUAUGAGAAGAAUAAAUAUUUCCGCAUGUACAACGAAGACAAGAGGACAGCCUGGAAUUAUGCACAUACAGGAAAUAGAGACGCGCUCCAAAGCCAUUGUGCUGAUCAGGUGGAGAGAAUUAAUGAGCUAUUGAAAAGUAAUGAUGAAUUUCGAAAUGACUAUGUCAAGAACAACAUGAGGAGCACGUUGAGAAGACUGAGUACCUUGGAUGGAAGGUCAUUGGGCCCAGACGAGAAGCCACCUGUACUGCGUGUGGAAGAAAGGAUUGAUAAUGCUACUGUGUUAGCUGCUUCAACUUCAAAAACAGAGCAGGAAAAGCGAGGUGCGCCUGUGGUGGCUCCAAAAGCAGAUGCAAAGCCAGCUGUUGAUGCAGGAAAGAAUUCGACACUUAAAUCCAAGAAAUCCUCCAAAACCAUUGUCGCAGAAACUGGCCCAGUGACAGGUCCCAGCAGGGUGGAGAUGGAAGAACAGGAAAAAGAGAGGAAGAGAGCAAAAGAGGAGGAAGAGAUGGCGAGAAAGGCAGAGGAGCUGGCAAAGAAGGAACAGGAGCUGGCAAGGAAGGAAGAGGAGUUGAGAAAAGAGGAAGCUGCAGCCAGAUUGAAAGAACAGCGUCGGCUGGAGGAGAGGGCCAAAGCCAAGGAGGCAGAGGAGAGGAAGAGGCGCAAUGCUGAGAAGGCCCAAGCUAGGGCUGAAUUAAAGGCCCAAAAGGAAGCUGAGCUCAAAGAAAAGGAAAGAGAGAAGAAGACGAGGAAGAAGGAGAGGAAGAAGGCGGCUGCUGCGGCAGAUGGAACUAGCGGUAGCACUGAAGGGGAAUCCCUUCCCGUUUCUGACAGUAGCAUGUCUGCUGAAGCUACUAGGGAACCUGAAAUCAAAGAGAAGCUGACAACGGCAGCAAAAAGGCCAGCAAAAUCGUCGGUGCCUGCAGCAAAGCAAACGAAGACAAAGCCUCUCCCAAUGCCACUGCGCAACAGGGGUAAGAGGAAGAUGCAGCCAUGGAUGUGGGUCGUUGCUGUAGCCGUGCUCAUUCUCGUACUUUUUCUGGUGGGAAACGCCACUUCCCUCAAGUUGAAUGUUUCUAGCUAUGGCUUCUGAGAGGAGCAUAUUAGGGCCUUUAUAUUGGCACAUAUAUAUAGAGAGAGAGGUGGAGUGGGGUGUGAUUUUAGAUAUAGAUAUGGGUUAUUCUUUUUCCGUUGGUAGGGUCUCUUUCAUUCUCUCUGGGUUUUUAUUUUUUUCCUUUUUCAUUUCUUGUGGUGGCAUGCCAGCAGUUUGAGAGGUUUCUUUUGCUCUUUUCAUUUUCACUUGGGCUUGAGGGAGAUAAUUAUUUCUUUACUUUAAAAUCAUUUUCUUCGGACAGAAAACACUGGGGCUUUAGUCCAGAUUUAUAUAAUAAGAUGAUUUCACGCAUUGUUUGGAUCUU
Messenger RNA from Magnolia sinica, 4839 nucleotides. RefSeq lists its product as uncharacterized. Lineage: Eukaryota; Viridiplantae; Streptophyta; Magnoliopsida; Magnoliales; Magnoliaceae. The transcript has 8 exons. Bases 354 to 4514 code for a protein of 1386 amino acids. The record is from RefSeq and is a predicted model, not a curated record.